AGAGCAUAUUUCCUCGACGACCACCCACACAGAGAGAGGGUGGCAGCUCGGAGAGGGAGCUGGAGCUUUGGGUGGGAGGCGGCGGAGUGGAGAGGAGGAGGACGCCAUUGCAGCCACAGCUGGCCGCCCGAGAUUAAUCUCAUACCAUCCCAAACGCUUUCCACAUUCACUGGCUUUGCUUUUUUCCCUCUGGCUUGUCCCGCUUUUGUCGGGUCUCGAGGAAAUACAAAAACAAGAUGGACGUUUCGUCUUCGCUGAUAGUCGAAAUGUGGAGACCCAGCGCCGAACAAAAGCAGACUCCCACAGUUGCCUCGCCUGUCCGGUGGUCCAGUCUCUCACCAUGAACGCCAGUAGGAACUGCACCUCAGUGGGGAACGGCGAUGGUCUGGCGGUCCUGGAGUCGGUGUCCAUCGUGACCAUCACGCUCCUGGCCUGCCUGGGGAACCUGCUGAUCGUGGCCACCCUGUACCGCCGACCGUACCUGCUCACGCCCAGCAACAAGUUCGUGUUCAGCCUGACCCUGUCCAACCUGCUGCUGUCCGUGCUGGUGCUGCCGUUUGUGGCCGUGAGCUCGGCGAAGCGAGAGUGGGUCUUCGGGGUGGUGUGGUGCAACUUCACCGCGCUGCUCUACCUGCUCAUCAGCUCGGCCAGCAUGCUGACCCUCGGAGCGAUCGCCAUCGACAGGUACUACGCCGUGCUCUACCCGAUGAUCUACCCCAUGAAGAUCACAGGGAACAGGGCGGUGGUCGUCAUCGUCUACGUGUGGCUACACUCGCUGGUGGGCUGCCUGCCCCCGUUGUUCGGCUGGUCCUCCUUCGAGUUUGACUGUUUGAAGCGGACGUGCGUCGCGGCCUGGUCCAGAGAGCCGAGUUACGCCGCCUUCUGGGUCACCUGGUGCAUCCUCCCGCCCUUCUUCAUCAUGUUGGCCUGCUACGGAGUCAUUUUCCGCGUAGCUCGCAUGAAAGCCAGAAAAAUCCACUGCGGGACGGUCGUUGUAGCCCAAGACGACUCAGCUGGAACUCAAAGAAACGGACGCAAGAACUCAAGCACUUCGACUUCCUCCAGCGGGAGCAGACGGAGCCUCGUGUACGCAGGGAGUCAGUGCAAGGCCUUCGUCACCAUCCUGGUGGUGAUCGGCACCUUUCUCAUAACGUGGGGGCCGUACGUUGGGGUGGUGUGUACAGAGGCCCUGUGGGGUCAGGGCAGCGUCUCCCAGGAGCUGGAGACUCUGGUGGCGUGGCUCUCUUUCUGCAGCGCCGUGUGCCACCCGCUCAUUUACGGCCUGUGGAACAAAACGGUGAGGAAGGAGCUGCUGGGGAUGUGCUUCGGCGAUCGUUACUACAGAGAGUCGUUUGCCACAAGGCAGCGGACGUCCCGACUCUUCAGCAUCUCUAACAGGAUCACAGACUUGGGUAUGUCCCCGCACCUGACUGCAAUGCUGGCCGGAGGAGGACACCUGUUGGCCCAAGGAAGCAGCACAGGAGACACCGGCUUCAGCUUCACUCAGGACUCAGGCACCGAUGUGAUGCUGCUGGAGAACCCCUCCACAGAUAGCUCCUCCUUCCCCUCACAAAAUGGGAAUCCAUCCGGGAAGAGGCGGAGCUCGGUCACCUUUGAAGACCAGGUGGAGCAUUCCAAAGCUGAAAACUCGUCUUCAGCCCAAGUCCACGCGGAGGUUCACAAAUCUCUCGACUCGUUCGCUUCCUGCUUGGCGAAGGCCAUCGAGAGCGACGCCAAGCUCGCGCUGUUCGAGCAGAGUCUAUCGCCGCAGGGGGGAGGGCUCUUUGUGACGAGGGGGGCGCCAAAGCCCAGACACCCGGACGGUCAGAGACUGAGGCUGGAGAGUAUCGACGAAGGCAUCGUCAAGGACGACAGGCAGGAGGAGGAGGAGAAGCAGCUCAUCUGAUCGCUGCAGGUUUGGCCUUCGACUGCACACUAAGACACCCUGUGGUACGGCUGAUGAAGUCUGGAUUGGCAGACAGGAAGAGGCACUUUUUCACUCAAAGGAACGCCGUCAGUGUCCGGGCGAAUUCUUCUGUCAUGUUUGUACUCUUAAUAGGAAUUUUAUACUACUGUAACCUUACAUGGUAAUGUUGUUUUGCUACACAUUUUUGUUAUUAUAUAUUUUUAGUAUCUUAAUGUGCUGUGGUCAGUUUGAGUUAAAAUAAAAAAAUAAAAAAUAAAUUAUUGGGAAGAAAAAAAAAACCCAACUAGUAAAUCUUUCACCUCAGAUUCACACUGCUACCGUUUCUCUCAUGCAGAUGUUUACGGUCCACUUAGGUUCUGUUGCAGCAAAGCUUCUUGACCCAGUUUUAGAUUUUUUGUGAAUUAGCAGCAAAAAGGUGACCUGAUCAGCACUGACCGGAUAGGCUAUUAUUUUUAUGAUGCUUCUAUGCCUUGGGAAUAUAAACGUAUUUAUUUUUUUCAGGUUUGAUCAGUAUCAAAAAAAAAAAAAAAGUAAUGCAUUGAUUCAAAAUACUUUAUCCAUGCGUAUUUUUUCUAAAGACCAAAAUGAAAUCCUCAUUCUGACUUCAGGAUAAAAUAAUCAUGAAUAAAUUUCAUUUUUAUGUGAACUUGGCUACUUAAAAAAAAACAACAAAAAAAAACUUUUCAGUCAGGCUUAAAUCACAUGCAUGAAUGCACCAAUCAGGCAUAAGCUCUUUAUUAUCAGUGCAGUCCUGACUUCUAUAGAUUGGACUUGUUUGUCCAGCUUAACCUGAUUGCAUUGAGAUCUGGGGACAUGGAGUCUAAGUAAACCUUAAAGUGAUUCCCCAAACUAUUCCUGACUCAUUUUACCGUUUUGUGUCGGGGCGCAUUAUUCAGGGAAUAUUCCUCCACCCUUAUUGAUCUGCAGCGUCUUAUGCAACCCAUCUGUUAAACUGAGCAACACAGGGCAACUCUGACCCCCCGUGUGCAGCAGUGAACUCUGGUAAACCACGGUUUCUUCGCCGGGCCUCUUUUGAGUGUCACUUGGGAAUGAUAUGACCCAGUUUUGUAGGCAUCACAAUUCAGUUCUCAUCAGACUAUCAAAGGCUGAGUGUUUCCCGUUUGUCUGCUCUUAACACACCAGGAAAAAGUCACUUGUUGCCUUAGUUACCCCACCAUCUCUUCUUUACUUUAUUCAGUUUCACUCUGAAUUUCAACAUAGUCUCACCAGUUCAGGUUUAUAAAAACCAGAACGGGUCGUAGAAAUGUGCAGAUUUAUCUUAAAUGUUCAAAAUCAAAUGAUUUUUGAAAAGCCUGAAACUUUAAACAUAAGAAAUAUGUAGAAAUUGUCUUGAUUUCAAUACAAAUCCUUUAAAUACAUUUGCUUCAUCUUGUUCAUUUUUAUGUUCUGGUCUUUAAUGCAGUUUGAUGUCAGGCCAAACUAAGGCCGUAAAAGUUCGUUACAUUAUAUUGUUUUUUUAUUUAUUUGUAGACAAAUAAUCAAAAUUGAAAAUAGUCAGUUUUAUACAAAAUGUUCUUUGUUUAGUUCAGUUUCAGGGUUUUUUUUUUUUUAGUCCAUUCAGACUCAGAUUCAGCAUGAACCCUUUACAUUAGAGAAGAAAACUGAUGCAGUUCAGCAGCAGAGCAGACACAGAGGUACUAAAAGAUGGUCUCUAGUCAGUCCCUAAACUGACUGCUGUAGAAAGUAUUUCAGAAAUAAAUUAUGCUGAACUGAUGGUUCACAGUCAGCUUACAGAAAUAUUUUCAGAGGUACAUGCAGCUCAUCCAUUUCUACACUCUUAUUUAUGAAACUCGUAUUAUAAUAUUAUUCCCUCAAAGACAUACCUGGAAUAUAUUUAUGAAAUUCAGUUUUACUUUGCAUGUUCUCUUCUUAUUUUUGCAACUGGUACAGCUUCAUUUCUUAUUGUAACUAUGGAUACAGAUAUUUGUAUUAAAAUUAUAUACCAUCAAACAUGUCUGCUUUGAGUGGAACUCAGUAUUUCCAUUUGUGAAGGUUGUGUGUCUCUGCCAAUUCAGUUUAAUUCAAAGUCAAAAAUUCUUUCUUUAUUGACCUUAACGGGAUAUUAAAUGUUGCUGUACCUCGUACAAAGAUUCGUCAAACAGUAACAGUCUGUAUUACAGCGAAUCUGAAGGAGCCUCUGACUGAAGACGCCGGUUUCCUAUGACAGUUUCAUGAAGGGGAUGCUCAGGCUUGUUCAUGGUUUUCUUGAUUUUAUGUAAACUCAUGAAGACCCAAGAAAAAUGAAAAGAAGUAUCAGUAAUUUAGUUUACCUCCGAGUAAUGUCAAGUAAACUCUACAUGUUUAUAUUUUGGACAGUAGGACGAACGUCAAGAUUCAAUCUUUGGACUGUUUAUGAUGCUGCAACAACAGAGGAAGUUAUUUAAAGUGUUUCUUGUACAUCUUUACCAGGGAUGUCAACAAUAAUGCAGGCCUCCAUCUAAUUAAGCUAAAUGUUUAAACGAAGUUUGAUGCUGAUUUUGCACCAAAACAACAACAACAACAACAAAAAAAAACUCAAAUCACAUCUUACAGUUGGGAAUACAUCUGACUGAUGUUACAGCUCUGUUUAUUGUGCAUUUGGCCAUAUUAGCUCUAUGGGUCACAAUAACUUAACCCUCCGUCUCUAGCAAAAAACUUUUUGUAGAGUUUAUCAGAGUAAAACUCUUCUCAAACAGUUUUUUUUUUUUAACCCAAGUCAAGUAAGAAAGCAAACAAACAUGUUUAAUGCAUGAAAAAUAAAUAAAAAGGGCAGCUAAGUGAGAAAUACUUCAGCUUUCGAUAUUUUCCCAGAGACAGAGCCUGCGUUCAGACAAACAGCUGCUAAAAAAAAAAAA
Messenger RNA from Poecilia latipinna (sailfin molly), 4782 nucleotides. RefSeq names its product G protein-coupled receptor 161b (gene gpr161b). Gene Ontology annotation, molecular function: G protein-coupled receptor activity. Gene Ontology annotation, cellular component: plasma membrane; recycling endosome. The record is from RefSeq and is a predicted model, not a curated record. Lineage: Eukaryota; Metazoa; Chordata; Actinopteri; Cyprinodontiformes; Poeciliidae. Gene Ontology annotation, biological process: G protein-coupled receptor signaling pathway. The transcript has 6 exons. Bases 341 to 1906 code for a protein of 521 amino acids.